AUGGUCGGAAGAGCUUGUGGUCAACAACAUGGAGAUAACGGCUGGGGUGAAUGGGGUGGUUAUAUGGCUGCAAAAAAACGCAAACUAGAAGAACAAUUUGAUAAAGAUUGUAUAAAUAAUGUUCAACAGCAUGAACGUAAAAGUAAUAUAUUCAAUGGAAUUUCAAUAUUUGUCGACGGACAUACUGAACCCCCGGCUGAUGAAUUAAAAAAAUUAAUGAUAGAACAUGGUGGUAUUUAUCAUGCAUAUUAUUCAAAAGAGAAAGGCACUUAUUUUAUAUCGAAUAAUUUACCAUAUGCAAAACUACAUAAACUUAAACCAAAUGAUAAAGUUAUUCGCUCACAAUGGAUUACUGAUUGUAUAAAACAAAAUAAACUUUUGCCAACACAUGAUUAUGAAAUGUAUAAAGACAUAACGAAAGCUCGUGGUCAAACUGAACUAAAUUUUAAACGUAUUGAACAACCAAUGAAACCAAUUACAUCAGACUUCAAUGUUCCAAACAGUGACGAUGAAGAAAAUAAUUCUCUAGAAAAAACACCAUCAUCAUCAGACAAUGAAGAAAUUGAACCUGAAGUUGACGAACAUCUAUCUGUACUUGAUGCAAAACAUCCUAAAUAUUUAGAAACAUUCCUUAAACGAUCACGUUUACAUUAUUUAUCAUCAACAGCUGUUGCAAAAAAAGUCUAUGUACAAGAUUUACGGCAAAAAGUUGAACAUCGUCUACUCAUUGAAAAACAACGGGAAGAAUUAAAAAAUAAAAUUCAAAGAACUGAACGUGAUUAUUUAUUUAAAUUAGUUGAUGAAAAAACAGAAAAAAUUUAUAUGCAUAUCGAUAUGGAUUGCUUUUUUGUAUCUGUUGCAACACGAAAUGAACCUGAAUUAAGAGAUCAUCCUAUUGCUGUUACUCAUUCGAAAGGGAAAAAAUCUACUACCAAUAAUCAACAUCAAUUCUAUUCUCGUUCAGAAAUUGCAUCUUGUAAUUAUGCUGCAAGACAAUAUGGUGUUCGCAAUGGAAUGUAUUUAGGUAAAGCACAAGAAUUAUGUGGCAAUCAUCAAGCUAAACUUCUCUGUCUAUCAUAUGAUUAUGAAGGUUUUCAUAUUGUAUCUGAUCUUUUUUAUAAUACAAUACUUAAUUAUACACUUGAUGUUGAAGCUGUAUCUUGCGAUGAAAUGUAUGUUGAUUUAACUGAAUUAGUACAAUAUUUCAAACCACUUCAUCCAUUAACGUUUGUUUCAUUAUUACGAGAAGAAAUUCAAUCGAACACAAAGUGUCCAUGUUCAGCUGGUGUUGGAUCAAGUCUGCUUUUAGCUCGUUUAGCAACUCGACAAGCUAAACCCAAUGGACAAUAUUAUGUUGAAAAAGGUUAUGAACAAGAAUUUAUAGCUAAACAAAAAAUUCUUGAUUUACCUGGUAUUGGUUUGUCAUUACUAGAUAAAUUACAACAAAAUUGUUCACAUCAAACAAUUGAAACCUGCAAAAAUGUACAAAAUUUAUUUUCUCUUGAACAAUUAAAAACUAUUUUGGGUAAAAAACAAGGACAAACUAUAUAUGAUAUGUCGCGAGCAAUCGACACAAGAAUACUUUCAAAAGAUUACUUGCCGAAAUCAAUAUCAAUUGAUGUAAAUUAUGGCAUAAGAUUUCAAACAUUUGAUGAACUAACUCUAUUCGUUAAACAAUUAUCAAUGGAAUUGCAUAAACGUUUAAAACAAGCUAAACAAAAAGGAAAACAAUUAACGGUGAAAAUUCGUGUUCGAUCUGCAAAUGCGCCUAUUGAACCAGAAAAAUUCAUGGGCUGUGGAAGAACCGAUGAUUCAAGUCGAUUAAUUAAUCUUCGUUCGUACAUAGAUGAACCAACAACUAUUGAAUUAGAAGCUAUCAAAUUAUUGAAACAAUUUCAUUUUAUUGUUGCAGAUUUACGUGGAAUUGGCAUAGGCAUAACACAAUUACAAUCAACAAUUAAAAAUAAUCAAGGAAAAGAUGUGAAUGGUACACGAACAUUAUUUGAAUGUAAUCAAUUUCGAGUACCAAAAUCAAUGGUAUCAACAGAAAAUGCAGAUACUAAUCAAAAUAUUGAUCAACCCAGUGAAAGUUCGGUAUCGAGAAAACGUCAUAUACAACAAGAACAAACAAUAGCGAUUGCAAGAAAAGCGGUACGACAUGAUUGUUAUACUCCUGGACAAAUUGAUCCUGGAGUAAUGAACGAACUUCCAAGUUCAAUACGAGAAGAACUUGAAGAAUAUUUUAGAACCCGUCCAUCUAUUUCAGAAGAAAAUUCAGAGUUAAAUCGUAGAGAAAUAGCUGAAAAAUCUUUUACACAAGUUAUGGAUCAUAUCGACGAAUCGGUUCUCAAUGAACUUCCACCAGAAAUGCGUCGUGAAAUAGCAAUGGCAAAAAAAUUACGAAAUAUUGAAACAAAAUAUCCAUCUAUAGGUGGUAAACGACUGGUACCUAUAUCAAAUUCAAUAGCUAAAGAAAAAAGUAAUGCAUUUAAUCUUCUAAUGAAUUCUCCACAAAAACAGCCUGCACCAAAAAAGCAAUCAAAUCCAAUUAAAAAAUGGCGUACAGAAACGAUUCUUCAAGAAGAAAGAAAUAUUCCUCUAGCUCGUAAUGAACCAAAAUUUAAUCGGAAUGAGAAAACAAAGCAACAGCCUAGUAUUGCUGGUUACACAACAUUAAGUGAUGUUAAAUUGAUGCUUCGUGAAUGGAUUGAAUCAAGUGAUGAACCAAAUCAAAUAGAUUUCGAUCUAUUUCAAAAUUAUCUAAUUGAAUUAUUAAAUGUUUAUAAUGCUGAAAUGGUUCAUCAGUUAUUAAACUAUAGUUUAUUACAAUUAGAAACUCAAACAAACAUAAAUUGGAAUGAAAAAUUCCAAAAUCUAAUCGAUGCUGUACAAACACAUUUUCGUCAAAUGUAUGGCGGUGCCACAAUGGAUCUUUCAUAA
Rotaria socialis is the source of this 2940-nucleotide messenger RNA. The record is from the annotation of a GenBank genome assembly. Lineage: Eukaryota; Metazoa; Rotifera; Eurotatoria; Philodinida; Philodinidae.